AUGAUGAAGAACAUCAUCACUAUCGCUGCCUUCGCUGCUGGCACCAACGCCCUCGUUGGCCGCAGUGACAGCUGCUGCUUCCACCUCACUUCUUCUGGUGGUACCUCCGGCCAGCUUGGCCAGCUGAGCGAUGGCCAGAACCGCAUUGGCGAUGAUAGCCUGUCCCCCGCCCAGUACUGCAUCGAUUCCAAGGGUGCUAUCACUGACUCCGAGGGCCGUGGCUGUAUUCUCACCCCCCCCACUACCCAGUUCCAGUGUGACGAGGGUGCUGCUCCCACUCCCGGCUUCUCUCUCGGCCCUAACGGUGAGCUCGAGUACCACGGUAGCAAGGACUUUGUCGCCUGUGCCACAGGCCAGAACGGUGGUCUGAACGUCUACACCACCCCCAACGAGUCCGAUGUCACCGGUUGCGUGAACGUCGAGUUGACUGCCGACUCCUGCUCGAGCUCCGGCUCAGGUUCUGGCGGCUCGUCGUCAUCUGCCAGCGCUGUUCCCUCUUCUUUCGGAUCCUCCAGCGCUCAGUCAACCCCCUCUGCUCCUGUCUCGUCUGCUCCUGUUACCCAGUCCACCCCUACUAGCUCUGCUGCCGUGUCUCAGUCCACUCCUGGUUCCGGCUCUGGUGAGGGAUCCGGAUCUGGCUCUGGCUCUUCUGCCCCCGCUCCCUCGGCCCCCUCUGAGUCUCCUCUCUCCGGCUCUCCCAUCACUGUCGUGAACACUAUUACUGUCACCGACUGCAGCUGCUCCGCCACUGCCCCUGUUGGCGGUGGCGAUUCCGGCGAGCAGCCCUCCCCUUCCGCUACCAUGCCUGCUCCCUCCGGCGGCGGUAGCGACAGCGGCUCGCAACCUACCGGCUCUGUCCCUGCUCCCUCUGGACCCCAGCUCUCUGAGUCGGCUACCGCUCCCGCUCCCUCCGGCGGUGGUUCGCAGCCCAGCGGUUCCGGCAGCGCAUCUGUCCCCGCCAGCUCUGUCUCUUCCACUCCUUCCGCUACUGAGUCCUCCAGUGGCUCCUGCCCCACCACCCUCACCUCCGGCAGCUAUGAGUACCCCCACCUGAUUGUCCCAGUUGACUCUUCCUCGCCCGACACUGCGGCUGGCACUUCCUACAAUGGCACUGUGAGCUCCACCAUCUCCAGCGCGUUCAACUUCGACAUUCCCUCGUCCGAUGAGGGUAAGACUUGCAGCCUCGUCUUCCUCUUCCCUGAGCUCCAGGAUCUCGAGACCUCCUCCUACAGCUUCAGCGGUGACGGCAAGAUCGACUUUGCUAAGCUCUCUUCCGCUGUCGAGGAGUCUACCACCUUCAACAACAUGCCUUCCGUCUCCCAGGACCUCGGCGACAUCACCGUCUCCCCCGGCAACUCUUACGUUGUUUCCACUUUCCCCUGCCCCGCCGGCGAUAAGGUCGCCUACAAGAUGGAGAACUCUGGUAGCACCGACCUUAACUUCUUCGAGGACUACAACCCCUCUCCUCUCGGUCUGUACAUCACUACCUGUUAA
Molecule: messenger RNA, 1494 nt
Organism: Penicillium concentricum
Lineage: Eukaryota; Fungi; Ascomycota; Eurotiomycetes; Eurotiales; Aspergillaceae
Exons: 3
Coding region: 1-1494 (497 amino acids)
Source: RefSeq, a predicted model, not a curated record